AUGACGCUUUCACGACGAGUAACCAAGCUGGAGCGAACUGAUGUCUGCCUCGAACACCAGCGUUGCAGUGACCAUGACAGGCCGACUCUCUCCACAGAGGCGCUGACAGCAGCCUUAACCACUACCGCGGAGUCAUAUGGAGGUGCACAAGAGGCAGACUGUGCUGCAUAUAAAGCCGCUGGGUACACGACCAGUGGAGUCUACACACUUGGCUCUCCCCUGUCCGGUGUAACGGUCUACUGUGACAUGGAUACAGCAGGCCUGGGCGGCUGGACUGUGAUCCAACGUCGACUGGACGGGUCGGUUGACUUCCGAAAGAACUGGGAGGAGUACAAACACGGUUUUGGGAACAAAAACACGGAGUACUGGCUUGGGAACGAGAACAUCCACCGGCUGACUGCUUUGAUGAGCUAUACGCUCCGGGUUGAGCUGAUGGACUGGGAAAAUCAGACACGCUACGCGGACUACAACACAUUUAGGGUGUCCGGUGAGUCGGACCAGUACCGGCUGACCGUUUCCGGGUAUUCAGGCACAGCGGGGGACUCCAUGAGUGUUAACAACGGGAUGAAGUUCUCCACUGUGGACAGGGACAACGAUAAGUGGGGUUACGGCGAGUGUUCUCAGGUUAACGGAAAGGGUGGCUGGUGGUUUAACAACUGCAGCCAUUCCUUCCUCAAUGGGCGCUACUUGGGCAAAUGUAGGAAGUCAUGUGAAGCAUGGGAAGGUGUGGUGUGGAAGACCUGGAAAGGAAAGCAUUACUCCCUCAUGUCUGUGUCUAUGAAAAUCAGGCCACGAUAA
Branchiostoma belcheri (Belcher's lancelet) is the source of this 798-nucleotide messenger RNA. RefSeq names its product fibrinogen-like protein 1. The record is from RefSeq and is a predicted model, not a curated record. NCBI's taxonomy places the organism in Eukaryota, Metazoa, Chordata, Leptocardii, Amphioxiformes, Branchiostomatidae. The transcript has 5 exons. Bases 1 to 798 code for a protein of 265 amino acids.